GACGGCACAGGCAAGCACGCCAGAGCAGCCGGAGAGCUACCAGCGCUAGGAAUCCAGCCUCGACCCCAGUCACCUCUAGAGCGCCGCGACGCGCACCCCUGCUUCCCCUGCACCCGCCCAAUGUACUUGUACGCGACACACGGAUCCAAGUCUUCGCACACGUUCUGUAUUCGCUUAGUAGUAGCGCUGCGUGUGGUCGAACUCGUAGUAGCCCUGCGGCUGCGCAGGGGCAAAGGAGGACGGGUGGUGCUGCGGGUGGCCGGGCAGCGGCGCGUGGGCCUGCUGCUGGCCCGACGGCGGCGGCUGCUGUGGCUGCUGCUGCUGGUAGUAGUGGGUCGUGCCGCUGGGCGGGCCGUGCAUGUAGGCGGCGCCGCCCAUCGGGUCGUCGUACUCGUACGGCUCGGGCGUGCCGUAGGGGUAGGCCAUCAUGCCGUAGUCGGAGCCAGGCCCGGAGGGGGCGUGCUGCGGCUGCUGCAUCGCGUACUGGCCGUAGUACGCCGGGUACGCCGAGCCGCCGCCGGGCGCGCCGUUGUACUGCUGCUGCUCAUGCAUCGGCGCCGGGCUCGACGUGCGCGACGAGCCGGGCUGGAACGCAGCGACGCGCGCCGCACUGGCCGGGAUGGAGCUGUGCGUGCGUCCGUGCGAGGGCCGCAGCGCCGCGACCGGGCCCUUGGCUGUUUGCUCGAAGCGGCCCUCGGGCGAGUGCCGGCUGGUCGGCGGCGACUGGUGAGGCGGCAUGUCGCGCGAGUCGGCACGCUGCAUGUGCUGCGCGGACUGCGACUGCGACGCCUGCGCCUGGCUCUGCUGUUGCUGCUGUUGCUGCUGCUGCUGGAGGCGCUGCAUCUGCAUCUGGUUCUGCUGCAUCUGCUGCUCGCGCAGCGCCUGUUGCUGCUGCUGCAGCGAGUACUGCUCGUGGCCCGACUGCGGCGCGUAGUAGCCCACGCCGGCAGGCAUGCUCGGCGGCGGCACGCUUGGCGGCGGAGCACGCGGCGCCAUGAGGUUCUGCAGGUGGCCGACGGGCACGGGCGUGCCGGAAGUGAGGUCGUACACGACGCCCGAAUUGUCGACGACGUAACCGGGCGGCAGAGCGGAAAGAGCAGGCAGCGGCGGCGGAGUAGGCGCGGUGACGGGCACCGGAGCGGGAGCGGCACGAGACGGAAGCUUGACGCGAGGCUCGGCCGGAGCGGCGCCAUCAGGCGCGGCAGCGGCGAGCGCGGACGCAGCUUCGCGAGGGUCCGUUGCAUCGGCGUCAGAUGCGACCGCGGUGGAGUCUGUGGCGCUCGAGAGGUCUGCCGGCAGCGCAGCCAGCUUGCUGCUCAGCGCAUCGACACCGACGCGGCCGCCGCGAUUGCCGCCACGACCGCGGCCGCGACCACGUCCGCGAGCCGACUCGCGCGCCUGGAGUGCCUCGAAGCCGUCGUGAAUCCACUUGCUGUUCUCGGCACGCGCAUCGAGAGGCGCAGCGGUCGUGCUGGACGACGCAACAGCCUCGGCCUGACCCUUUGGCGGAGCGUCGUUGGACUGCGCAGCAGCAGCGGGAGCAGCCGCAGCAGCAGCCUCGCGCAUGGCACGCGGAGCAGUCGGCGGAGGCGGGCCGUCCCACUUGACGACAGGCGGCGCAGAUGUGACGGGAGCCGGAGGCCGGGCCGCAGCAGGAAUCUUGCGCACUGCGCGCCCGGCCAGCGCGUCCUCGUCGACGCUCGCCGCAUCCUCCUCGUCGCUCCAGCCCAGCAUGCCGCCACGCACCUCGCCGCUGCCGCGCACGACGGAGCCGCCGCGCCCGCCGCGACCUCCACGCGCGCCGCGGGCCGCACCUCGAGGGGCCGGAGCGCCGCGCGGUGCUCCUCUGCCGCGCGCGAAGCCGCCUCGCGAGGCGCCGUCGAGCUCCGGAGCAGGAGCAGCCGCGUUGUGGCCAUAGGCAGGCGCUGCACCGCCGCGGUAGGCUCCACGGCCGCGGCCGCGCCACCACUCGCUGAGGCCGCGCAGCUGCGGAGCCAGCAGACGGUCGUCGUGGCUCCACGAGGGGCCCACGCGCGGCACGGCUGUCGGGUCGGCGGCCAGGCGCGCCCGGUAGCCCGCCAGGGUGCCAGGGUUGCGCGGGCCCGACGGCGGCGCCGCUUUGCCGUCGUCCUCGGCCGCUGGGUCGGUGCGCGUGCUGGACUCGGGCGAUGCGGCGCCCUCGCGCUCUCCACGCGCGCUGGCGGCGCCACGACCUCCGCGACCUCGACCGCGGCCACGUCCGCGGCCGCGAGCGGGAGCCUCACCGGCGUGAGCAGCUGUCGGCGACACAGGCGCGCCGUCUUCGACGAGCUCGCUCCACGAAGCAGCGGCUGGCUCGGCGGGCUUGGAGCUCGCGCCGGCAGAGGCCUCGCCGGAAGCAGACGGUGCUGCGACUUCCUCAUCCGACGCGCCGGCCUCAUCAUGCUGCUCAUCGUCGUCGUCGUCCUCGCUGUCGUCAUCGGCAGAGUCGGAGUCGGACUGCGACGAGGCGGACGAGGCCUCAGCGGCGCCAGCAGCCUCGUCGCCGCUGGCCUCGUCCUCGCCCUGCCCGCGGAAGCGUGGCACGGCGCGAGCGCGAGGCUUACGCGCGCUCUUUUGGGCCUUUGCAGGCUUUGCGGAAGACGCCGGAGCGGCCUCGGCGGGUGGUGCUGUGGAGUUGGAAGGUGCGGAAGUACAGUCGUCCGGUGCGGUUGCAGUGCUGGCGUCGGCGGGCGGCUGCGCGCCCUCUGCGGCGGCCGGCUCAGCGCGCUGGACGGGAACGGAGAUGCGCGAUGCCGAGGGCUUGCGGCGCAGCGUGGCGGCCGCGGGCGCCGGUGAGGGCGGAGCGAGGGACAUGGCGGCAAGCGUAGGUACGCGAAGGCGAAGGGUCUAGAAGAAGCGGAAGUGGCGCAGCGUGAGGGAGAAGUGUGUCGUGACGAGAGAGAGAGUUGGCGCGAGAGCAAGUGACGGGACGUGUAGCGAGAGAGCGAUGGGUGGCCGGAGGUCGAGUGAGCUGGGAGUGGCGGAGCGAAGGCAGGGCGCGAAGAUGCGGCGGCAGCGCAGCAAGGCGCAGCGAAGCGUCACCUCUUGACGCGCGGCCGGCCUCCUCACGCCGCGGCGCGGAAGAUGAGGC
This is a messenger RNA of Tilletiopsis washingtonensis, 3112 nucleotides long. RefSeq lists its product as hypothetical. Lineage: Eukaryota; Fungi; Basidiomycota; Exobasidiomycetes; Entylomatales. The transcript has a single exon. Bases 121 to 2817 code for a protein of 898 amino acids. The record is from RefSeq and is a predicted model, not a curated record.